CUCCCUCUUCGUCGAACUCGUCUAGUUUCAAGAUGGCGCUGCCCAUGAAGCAACUUGUCUGCCAGUUUCAUAAGAUUUUACCAGUUAUCAUACGCUCGUUGUACACAAAACCAGCGAAUAUAACUCAAUUUCAAUCGAUCAGAAGCAAUAGCCACCCGAAGAUCACCCGUUCUGUGGUUGGUUCACGACAUAUUCAUGCUUCUAUUGCUGGUGGACUAAGGCACGGCGAUUACGAGUAUCAAGAGCCAAAGUCUCCUGAGGAUAUAGUGAAUAUCACCUAUGUGACAAAAGAUGAUGAGAGGAUAGAAGUGAAAGGAAAGGUUGGAGACAAUGUCAUGUAUUUGGCACACAGAUAUGGUAUUGAAAUAGAAGGUGCCUGUGAAGCUUCUCUUGCUUGCUGUACGUGUCAUGUUAUCUUACCAGAUUCAUAUUAUGAUAUGCUACCUGAAUCAACAGAAGAGGAGGAAGACAUGUUGGAUCUGGCCCCUUUUCUAACAUCAACAUCAAGAUUAAGCUGUCAAAUUAUUCUAAGCAAAGAGCUGGAGGGGAUGGAGGUCCAGCUUCCGAAGGCAACAAGGAAUUUCUAUGUUGAUGGCCAUGUACCCCAGCCUCAUUGACCUUGACUUCUUGUUUGACCUUGAGGCUGAUGUUUAGAGGUCGUUCAGGGUUCAUGUGAACAGGGCAGGAUGCAAAGGGUGCUUCAUGUUGAACAGAUUGACUUUUAUAUGGAUGUUUGAGAACACAGAGACCAUCCUGGUGUGUCUUGGUGCAAGAACCUAAAAAGACAGGUGCUUCAGCUGGUUCUUGACCAUGUGGGACCUCAUGUGUGGGAUCAUUAAUGGAGUAUUUUUCUCUGUUCUGCUAAAACUGUCUGAUGGUUCCAUCCUGCACUUUAUCCUUCAUGCUUAAUAUUCUCAUUUGUAACACCUACGUGUAUGUCAUGACCGCAAUAAGCCAGAAAGUGCAUCUUGAGCCAUUAUGAUACCUAAUUUUUUUCCAGAAAUGGUGUGAUUAAGUUGCAAUUUAUUAUAACAUGCCUGCCAGCAAUUCUCCUUGGUCAGAGUGAUCUGAGUUAUAUCUGAUGAAGAACCAAUUUUCUUUGAAUGAAUGGAUGGAUGGAUGAAUGAAUUUAUGGACAGAUGAAUGAAUGAAGAAAUGAAUGAAUGUGUUACUGUUUUUUUAUCUCUUAAUGAUACAAAUGUCAUAUUAGUUAAAGACAUAAAUGUCCACUUUUUCAUUUAGGAUGUAAUGGUCAGCAAGUGUAAUGACACCAAAAUUAAUAUUUCAGAAUUGAUUUUAAAAAUUCAACCACGAAGAUGAUACUGAGUAAUACUAGUUGUCUUAAAUUUAAUAUCCAUAGUAUUGAUACACAGGGAAAAUUCUGGUAAAAUUGGAAUAGUUAAUGAAAACUUGCUUAGAACUUAUAACGUGUAAACAUGUGAUGUACCAUGCAAUCCUACAGGAAUUUGAUGAUCUCUGUAUUAAGCAUAUAAUAUAAAUUGAUUUGUCAACAGGUCAUGUUUUAUCUUAUCAAAAAAUUGAUUACUUGACUGUGUGCUACUGGAGAGAUUGUCUAGUUUUCAAACAUAUUUUUGUGAGUUUAUCCAUAGAACAUUGAAGAAUGGAUACACAUUGCUAGGUAUGAUUUUUUAGAUUUGUCUAAAUGUCCAUUAUUUUCCCAAUAAAGGAAUAUAAGGAAUAAUAUGAAUAUUGGAAACCUUAAUAAAACCUUAUAUCUUGGUUCACAUAAUCUGAUUUCAAAGUUUGCUUUGACUACAGAAAAUUUUGUAAAUGAUCAAAUACCUGGGAACACAUUAUCUCAGAUAGAAAUAUGACUAGAAUCGGCCAAGUAUUAUACUAAUGGAAGGUCAACCUGUCAACGUUGACUUUACACAGAGUAAGCUUAGCUUUCAAGCAGUAUCUCUCACCAAAUAAAAAAUAUUGAAUGAAUUAUUCUGAAAUUCCAAAGAAAGAAUAAUUGUUUAGACCUUGCUCAGAUAUAGUGCAUCUGGAUGUAUCCCUCCAUCCUUCUCUAUCUUUUGCUGAAAAUCUGAUUGAACUGCCUUGAAUAUCAUGGUACUUGAUUAUCAUCAAUUACAUACAGAUAAAUUUGCAUGAGUCAGUCUUCUGUAAGUCAAAUAAUUGCCUCAGUCGAAGUGAUUUCAGUCCAGAAUGUAUGUAACAUGAUUAUUGACAUAUAAAUUGAACAGAUUUCUGUGACUUUAAGAGAUUCAAUGGCUAAUGGCAGAUUCAUGUAAAGCAGUUAUCAUGGUAAGGUACAGAAGUACAGGGAAAAGGUUGAGGCUGGAGAAAUAGGCGAAUUAGACAAUCAUUUUGGGGAGUUUUUAAAGGAAAAUAUAGUACUUUACACAAUUAAACAGAAUACAACUUAAUAUAACAUUAACUAAGCCCCUCCCCUCCCUAUUAACAAGAUAAAAGAUAAUGUAUAGGUAUUAUAACUUCCCUUUUGCUGAUUUUAUGCUUGUAUGAUCCUUAUCUAAGAUGUAUCAACAAUUUAUAUUUCUUCACAGUUUUAUUAGAGAUGAUAUACCUUGUCAUAAUCGAUCCUAUCGUAAUUUCUUCAUCAAAGUUGUAAGAGUUGUCUUAUUGAAAUAUUAUUCGGAUGAUGUGAAAUCCUAUUCCUGAUUCAGAAGAGCAUUUCAUCAAUAGUUGUUGUCUGACAACUUAUCAGAUCUGACUAACUUUCCUUGAUUUUGAUUGGUUUAGAAGCACAGGUACUAUGGUAACAGUCGACAAGCCAUUUCAUGAAACACAUCCCUGAAAUUAUAGUUUGAACAUUACAUAUAUUUUUUAUAUAUAUAUUCUCUCAAGGUUCUGUGUUGCUUCCAACCUACCAGUGAAUAUAAAAGUAGAUGAUUUUUAACUUGGUCAUUUUUAAUCUAGAGCUCAUUGCCAUUUUAAUGCAUCAAAUAUUGUUAUUGAUUGUCGGACAAAUCAUCAAAUUGAAUACCAUAGUGUACUAUCAGUAUUAAUGUAGUGACAUCACCUCCCAUUGAUCUUCUGUGAUCUUGUGUCCAUUCAUUGAAGCCGCUAAUUGAUCAAAAUGAAGUAAUAGGCACCGUAAUCUAAGAAUUGUGAUCGGCUGCACUUUUCAAACAAUACUGGUUGGUUACUUAUUUAAUUUGUGAGUGAAAUAUGCAUGCAACAAUGAUUGUAAUAGGCUAUGAUUGAUCACUACUACUUUUUUUCUAAAAGUGCCCUGAUUGUGCAAUCACUUAAGUGUAGAUAGUUGAAAUUAUCAUAGAAAUGUAUGCAGGAUUUAAGAAGGUUCUUUCAUUGUGAAUACACAUGAACUUGAUCUUGUACUAGUACUAAACUAAAUUUGAAACGCACAAAUAAUAUUCUUGUGAAAUUACACUUUAAUCAUAAUUUGUUUAAGAGGAGAUUUUAAUUCAUAUUGAAUUCUAAAUGUGGGAUUUUCUAGACAUGUACUCCAAUGGAUAUAAUUGGUUAUAUGUGUAUUUUGUUCAUUAAACACUCAAGCUGUGAAUCCGAUAUGAUUAUAUAUUUUGAAUGUUGGAAAAUUGAAACUACAGCAUAUUAGAGGAUAGCAAAUCAAAUAAGUUUUUUUUCAUGAGUAGGAUCCUAAGAAAAUUGAGAUUAUAAAUAAUGUAUAAAAUAGACCUAUGAUGUUGACAAUAUUAUACUUUUUCCAUAUCAAGACAAUUUCCAUUUUUGUUCUCUAUAAAAAGUAAAACCAUUGUUUUGAUUAAUAUGUAGCCAUAGAUAAAUCCCUUAUAAGAAUAGACAAAACAUCAGUGAUAAUAAUAAAUCAUUAGUGAUUUGAUAAAUUCCCUGCUAUUUGAAAGUCUGUGAUCAAAUUUAUUUUUGUGAAAAGCAUCAUAAAAACGGUGCUAUAUAUCAGAUGGCCAAUAAAAAAAUGGGGAAUAUUCAUGCAAAUUACAUGUAUAAGAUUUCUGUUAUUACAAAAGAAUCAAAUGAUAAAUUAUGUUGGUUCUGAUGUCCUAGUGUUCAUCAGGUUUUAAAACAUUUUUUUAAUGAAUGUGUCUUAUGCAAUGUAUCAUAAAUAUAUAUGUGAGAGAAUAAAAUAUGAGCAAGGA
Messenger RNA from Lytechinus variegatus (green sea urchin), 4082 nucleotides. Its product is annotated as adrenodoxin-like protein 1, mitochondrial. Gene Ontology annotation, biological process: positive regulation of oxidoreductase activity; P450-containing electron transport chain. Gene Ontology annotation, cellular component: mitochondrion. NCBI's taxonomy places the organism in Eukaryota, Metazoa, Echinodermata, Echinoidea, Temnopleuroida, Toxopneustidae. Bases 33 to 617 code for a protein of 194 amino acids. The record is from RefSeq and is a predicted model, not a curated record. Gene Ontology annotation, molecular function: 2 iron, 2 sulfur cluster binding. The transcript is spliced from 6 exons.